Truncatella angustata is the source of this 699-nucleotide messenger RNA. Its product is annotated as histidine phosphatase superfamily. NCBI's taxonomy places the organism in Eukaryota, Fungi, Ascomycota, Sordariomycetes, Amphisphaeriales, Sporocadaceae. The record is from RefSeq and is a predicted model, not a curated record. Gene Ontology annotation, molecular function: phosphatase activity. The transcript has a single exon. Gene Ontology annotation, cellular component: cytoplasm. Bases 1 to 699 code for a protein of 232 amino acids.
AUGGCAUCUCGGCUGAAUCCAGCGGAGCAUUGCUCUGCAGGGCCCAGCAAUAGCCAAGAGACUGGCGGCAACAUCUUUCUGAUGAGGCACGCUACCGCCGAGCAUAAUGGACACAAUCACUAUCCGCACCGAGAUCCUCGCUUAGCACCAGAUGGAUUGGUCGACGCCCAGCAGGCUGUGUUGACCCCGAGCUCCCCAGACUUUCCCGAUCUGAUCCUUAUUUCUCCGUUGACGAGGGCAUUGCAAACUGCCCAGAUUGUCUUCGGAAGUACUACCAGUCUCAUGGGCCCACCAGAGGUUCAGAUCUGGCCUGAUCUACGUGAGUCCAACAAUACCAUCAGCAGCCUAGGCCAAUCGGCAGCAGUACUGAGGGAGAAGUUUCCCAUGUACGACUUCUCCGAGUGUCACGAGGAGUGGGACUAUGCCAAAGAGACGCAUCAACGGGCUGUGGCUAGAGCUGAGAGAGUGCGGAGCAGGAUCAAGAAGUUAUGUCUGCGACACCGCAGGAUUUGGGUUAUCACGCACUCGAUCUUCCUCUCGUACCUUGUUAAUGUGAAUGGCCACCACUUCUGGACCUGUGAGGCUCGGAAAUACCGCUUUGCCACCGAGGAAGAGACUUCCCAAAAGCGUUAUGGGUUGAACCAUGACUUAAGAUGCCGUCAAGACUUUGGCCCAACUGUGCUGAUAAGGAAGGAGUAA